Mus musculus (house mouse) is the source of this 1472-nucleotide messenger RNA. RefSeq names its product predicted gene, 57785. The transcript has 2 exons. The coding region runs from base 1 to 702 and encodes 233 amino acids. The record is from RefSeq and is a predicted model, not a curated record. NCBI's taxonomy places the organism in Eukaryota, Metazoa, Chordata, Mammalia, Rodentia, Muridae.
AUGCCACACUGGUCCCCCACCCCCAUCACUGCACCAUCAAGGCCCCCAAUCUAUCUGCUGCAGGCGCAGCACACCCUGUCAACAAGGAGUCAGAGGCCAAUUUAUUCCAAGAGGUCUGAUCUAGUGGAAGCUGAGCCUGUUCUUGCUCCUCCACCUGCAAGGUUUGGCACAAGGGUACCAGCAGCAUCUGACUGGCCGCUCCCUCCCAAGGUAGGCAGAGAGGCCAGGGAGACAGGCUGCAGGAGGCAGCCGUGCCGGCCCCUCCCCCAGCAUCGCGCCUACAGCCUCUGCGUCGGCCUUUGUUCGCGAGAGGACGCCCUCCCAGAGUGCGCCUCCCCUGCCCCAGUGCGGCCCAGGGAAAAGGGUCAUGGAGAGCUGCGGCCGCAAAGGGCCUUACCUGCAGCAUCCGCGUUUGUCCUCUCCACGACCCCUGGAGGUGGAAGUCCAGCUCUACACUUUGCAGAAGAAGCUCCUAGGCGAUGUGGUUUGCCUCAGGUCACUCAUCCCGGGAAAUCAGGGGGCGGGGCUCCAGACCCACCGGUGUGCUCCCCAGGGCGGCGCUGCCCCCCUACCUAUGACAUCCAGUUCUUGACAGCUUCCAAUGAAAAGCCGCUUGGAAACGACCUCUACUCCCACCCGGACAUCUCCCCUGCCCGCUGGGGACUGUCGGCUCCAUCCCACUGUGUGAACACAACCACGUGAGCACUCAAAAAACAUGGGUAAUUACAACUAGGGCAGAAAUACACAGGGGUCAGGCAGGUCUCAGAGGAAGGGGAGUCUUGUGCCAAAGUGGUCCACCUGCAAACAUAAGCCACGUUUCCCUUAGUUUUCCCUCCUCCUCGGGAACAGGUUGGCAGAAAAUUCUUUAUUGUAUGCCAGGCUGGUCUCAGCCUUCUGAGUGAUGAGAUUACUAGCACCCACCAUGAUGCCAGACCUUCUCAGAUACUUCAAAAACGUGGCCCUGACUAGGUGGACAGUGAGGUGACCAGAUAAUAUGAGUCUCGUGGGGGGUGGGAGGGGGGUGGAGUGUCCUGAACUUUCCCUGGAAGUCCAGCCUCUCACUCGAUGAAGGGCAGAGUUUAGGAGAUGGCUGGUUGAAGGAAGGGUCACAGAGAGUGAAGCAGGCACAAAGGAAGGAGCACUCCUUUGCUAGUAUAGAUUGUGUGAAGAAUACUGCAGACCACACUAGGUGCUGGGCAAGGCUCUGCAGGGACCUUCUCCUUUACCCUACUGUAUCCAGCUUGGCUUGGUUCAUUAUGAGUGUUUAGAACCGGCUUGCAGAAACCUCUCUAUGUAGCCCAAGGGGAGUCUGGGAGUCUAGCCUGGGAUUAAUACAGGUUGGAGGGAAGAGGUGUCUCUGGCUCAGAAAUAGCACAAAACAAACAAACAACUUGGGAGUGCUGCCAGGAAGGAAGCAUGGGGAGCCCCAGGGAUGUUUGGGGUUGGCUCUGGGUUCAGAUCUUUGUCUCCUU